AGAAACAUUUCGUGCUUGAUCGAGGCAAGCUUUUGGUUUUUUGUCCGGGGCUAAAAAGCAGGGGAAGAGAGGAAGGAGAGAAAGAGAGAAGCAUUAAAGAAAUCGCGAGGAGGAGAGAGUAGCGUCGCGUCGGGUUGGGAGGUCACAGGCAGGCCAGCCUUGGGUCCCUCCAAAAAACACGAAGAACGACGGGACGACGGGCGAUCCGCCCACCCAACCCAACCAUUCCUCCUCUCUCAUGUUAUCAUCUACAGUCGCUAGAGGUGCGCUAGAGCGCGAGCGAGAGAGAGAGAGAGAUCUUCACUCCUACGUUUGAUCUAGCGCUCUCUCUCUCUCUCUCUUGCCAAUUCUAGCGCUUCCUCCCGGGUCGCGGGAUCGCUGUCACAGUGGCCGAUCAUCCAUCCAUCCAUCGAUCGAUUGCAGGCGGUAAAAAGAGAGAGAGUGGUGCUGGGCCCGAUCGGCGAUGACGACGACUGUUGAUUGAAGUGAUGGAAAUGGAAGCGCUGCGACGAGGAGAGGCUAUGGGCCCGGAUCGUCGCGUCGUCGCCUUUGUCUCUCUUUUGUGAGAACGAGAGCCAAACAAAGCCACGACCCUGAGAUAUUCACACUGCCAGUGAAGAGCUCUCUCUCUCUCUCUCUCACUCUCUCUCCUCUCACUCUCUUUCUCUCUCUUCCUCACUCUCUUCUUCCGGGAAGAACAGCAGCACGGAGGAGUUCUAGCCUCUAUAGGAGGGAACUUUAGGCGGUUUGAUUGCUUACAUCAAGGAAGCUUUUGCUGGAUCCAUCCACCGCUCGGGCAGCCAAGUGCCAUAGGGGGGAGAGUUGGAUUUUCCAUCGAUUUAGCAUUCAUUCAAGGUGGUCCUUGACGAGAAUCUAAGGUUGAUGGAGGUUUGCCAUGGUUGGAUUUCUCCCAAACCACAAUAGCGGGGGUUUAACAGUGACAGGUCGCUCGCUCUUGUCUCCUCUCCUCUCCUUGUUGGGCGAAUUCCUUCCUCUUUCGCGCUUCUUCCAAGAACACUGGGCCGGAUAGAUCGAUUGGAGUGAUGGGCACUUGAGGGGAAUUGCGCUACACCAAGGGGCUCUGAUGGGCAGCGGCUGGGUGGGCUGCAAAUGUCGCUGCUGCCGCCGCCGCUCUCUCGGAUCUAGCUCGCCAAUCCGCCCGGAAACCAGGCAGCAUGAGGCGUGGCGGCGGUGAGAGGCGGCGAGGUUGCGCAGGAGGAGCAGCAUUGCUACAGCCGGGAGGAUCCGUCAAGGCCGCGCGGGAGCGGAGGAAUUGGCGGGGCAAUGCUCGGGGAUUUGCCCUCUGCUGGCAUCUGCUGAGGCGAGGCGAGCGAGCGGGGCGCGGGCGUGGCGGGGCGGCGAAUUCCAGAGGCGGCGGAGGAACAGUGGAGGAUUUGCUCCGAUUCGUGCCUGGAUGCCUGAGCGUCACCAUCGUCAUCGUCUCUGUAGUUCAUGCGGUACAGAGUUGGAUCGCGUUCGUAGUUGUAGAGAAAGAGGACGAACAGGAAGAGGAGGAACAGGAGGAGAGUGGUGGUGGUGGUGGUCGAGCUAGUCGCAAGAAUUUAGGGGCUCCUCGGCAGCGUAUGGAUCCUGCCAGCCAUGGCAAAUCCGACUCCCAAAGCUCGGAGAGUGGAUUGUCCUCCCAGCAGCAGCAGCAGCAGCAACAGCAGCAACAGCAGCAGCAGCAGCAAUUCUACCAGCAGCAGCAACAUCAACAGCAACGCUAUAGAUUGCAAGCUCAAGCCGCCGCCGCUGCUGCCGCCGCCGCCGCUGCGCAAGGCGGAGCUAUCGCCCAGGCAAUGGCGGCAAUGGGAGGCUCCCAGCACGAAUCUCCAAUGGGGCCAUCGGCGGAGCAGCCGGGAGGAGGAGGAGGAGCAGGAGCCGCGGCGUCGGCUAUAGCGGUUGGGAAGGCCGCCGGGGGUGGCGGCGGCGGGGGAGAAGCUCAAGAACAGGCGGCGGCGCCGCCGGCAGCGCCGCCCAAGAAGCCGCCAUCCAAGCGCGCUAGCACCAAGGACCGGCACACCAAGGUGGAGGGGCGGGGGCGGAGGAUCCGGAUGCCGGCGGUGUGCGCGGCGCGAAUAUUCCAGCUCACGCGCGAGCUGGGCCACAAGUCCGACGGCGAGACGAUCGAGUGGCUCCUCCAGCAGGCGGAGCCGGCCAUCAUCGCCGCCACGGGCACGGGCACCAUCCCCGCCAUCGCCGCCACGCUCCAGGGCUCGCUCCGGAGCUCCGGCUCCGGGAGAUCCGCCAGCCUCCACACCUCCAUCGGCCUGGCGGCGCUAGGGCAGCAGCAGCGGGAGGCGGCGGAGCUCGCGGCGGCGGCGGGGCACCAGCACCGGCUAGAGCAGCUCCGCCAGCAAAGCGCCGCCGCUGCCGCCGCCGCUAGGGCCGCCGCGGCGCAGGGGUGGGCGACCGAGAGUAGCGAGGAGACAAGGCUGCGAUCCGGGCUGUUAGGGCAGCCGGGGGAGGAGCUGGUCGUGGGCUUCCAGCACGAGGGGCUACUGGGCAGCGCUGGGGACGUGGACGAGGGCGGUAGCGGCGGUGGUGGCGGCGGCGAUGGCGGCGGCGGUAGCGGCAGCCCCGAGAGCAGCGGCCACUACCGCAAGCGUCCCCGGGGAUUGCUGAGCAGCCUGAGGGAUCCCCCGGAUCCCCAGGGAAUCACGCUCGGCCGGAGCCCCAGCGCCGCCGCGCGAUCCACCCAGCAGCACCAGCACCAGACAAUGCAGCAGGGAUUGAUGGUGCCCAGCGCGUUUUGGAUGCUGCCCACUGGCGGCGGCGGCGGCGGCGGCGGCGUGGCGGAGCAGGCAAUCUGGACGUUUAAUACCGCCGGCGGUGGGGCCGGCGGCGGUGGCGCGUCGCAGCUGUACCGCACGGCACAGCAAGUGACACAAGGCAGCCCGAUGAUGCCGCUAACGGGGUCCGUGCUGCCCGGCGGCGUGACGAUCAUGCCGCCGCGGAUACUGCCGGGCCUCGACUUACAGCCGGGCGGUACCGGCGGCGGCGGCGGCGGCCACCACUUGGGACAACUCACGUCGAUGCUCCUUGGCCAGCAGCCGCCGGAGAGCAGCCAUCUGGGGAUGCUGGCGGCGUUCCAGGGCGGCCCCUACGGUACGCGAGGCGGGCAUCACGAUCCGCAAGAACAGCAGCAGCAAAUGCAGCAGCACCAACAGCAGCAGCAGCAGCAAUCGCAGCAGCAGCAGCAGCAGCAGCAACAGCCAGAUAGUAGCCGAGAUGACUCUCGAUCGUCUAGGUAGUAGCAGGCCACACACGAGGGAUUCUUUCGUUCUUCUUUCUUCCGGGAGUUUUGCGAGAGUUCUGUCCUAUACGCCAUUGGGUGAGAUCCCCGUCCAAAUUCCAGCGCCAAGCCAAGGAAAAGAGUGGUUUUUCCUGAUGGAUUGAGUGGGAGCAGUGGCAUAGCAUCGAUUGGAUCGAGAGCCGAGAGCAGGUGGUGACAAUUUCUAGAUCUGGAGGGGGGAGACAAUGCUGCUUCGCUGCCAAAGUUCUCUCACCCGCAAAAAGGCUCUUCGGUGGUUGGAGCAGCGUUUUCGAGCGAUUCUUCCUUCCCACCGAUCGAUAACCAGGUUGGAUCACCGAUCGUCAUCAUCGGCCAGCAAGCAGUAGCAAGGGAAGACAAAGCGAUUUUGGUUUCGUGGCAACCAACCGCUGUGGCGUCUACAUCAGAGGUGCGAGCCCGAAACAAAAGUUAGAUCUGCUGCUGCUACUGCUGCUGCUGCCACUGCCACUGCUGCUACUGCCACUGCAUUCAUCAUCACUCCUUCCUCCCCUUUCGUUUUCCAUCCAUCACUCCCUCACACCAUACUUUUUCCUUUUCUUUCUCUCUUCUCCUUUCCACCACUUUGUUUAUCUAUCUUCUUCCUGGCUUUCUCUUCUCAUGAUCAAUCUUCUCUCUCGUUUAGUGUUGGAUUGGAAGGAGAGAUUUGCUGCUGCUUCCACUACACUCUUCUCUCAUCAACACCAUGAUCGAGCAUCAUCGGGCAUUAUCAUCUCUUUUCAUCUCUUGGCAGAAAAAAUACGUUUUUUUUUCCCUUCUCUAUAGUCACCGACACCCAUCAAAAGUUGCAAAUAUUCGUUCAUUUUGGCCCCCUUUGUUGACACUCUUGCUGCUGUGCACCACCAUCCGCGGUCUCGAUUCGUAUACAUGCCGCGUUGUGCGAUCAUGGAGGAGAGAUUCUCUCUUCUCCGCUUUGUCGCGGGUGGUGGAGCGUAGAACGUAGUAGUGACAAUCGGGUUUGUUGUAAUAAGAGUUUCCAGCCAGCCGCGCCUGGAUUGAAUCAAAAGAGCAUUCGGUGUU
This is a messenger RNA of Selaginella moellendorffii, 4312 nucleotides long. Its product is annotated as transcription factor TCP8. The transcript has a single exon. The record is from RefSeq and is a predicted model, not a curated record. Gene Ontology annotation, cellular component: nucleus. Gene Ontology annotation, molecular function: sequence-specific DNA binding; DNA-binding transcription factor activity. NCBI's taxonomy places the organism in Eukaryota, Viridiplantae, Streptophyta, Lycopodiopsida, Selaginellales, Selaginellaceae. Bases 1176 to 3254 code for a protein of 692 amino acids.